AUGUACCGUACCGGUGAUCGAGCACGAUAUCUGCCUGAUGGUAAUCUGGUCUAUCUCGGACGCAUGGAUCAGCAAGUGAAAAUCCGUGGUUUCCGUAUUGAACCUGGUGAAAUUGAAGCCCAUCUAGUCAAACAUCCUCAGGUGAAAGAGGCGGUUGUACAGCCCCACGGCAAUGGAUCAGAUGCUCGACUGGUAGCUUAUGUAGUGACCGAUUCAGAUACACCAUUAGCACAGGAUUUACGCACCUACCUAUCGACGAUACUUCCUGAUUAUAUGGUACCAGCGGCGUAUGUGUGUCUACAAUCCCUACCACUCACACCCAAUGGCAAACUAGAUCGACGAGCACUACCGGCUCCGGACGACGAUGCGUUUACUCUCCAAUUGUAUGAAGCCCCACAGGGUGAAAUCGAGGGAAAACUGGUCGAUAUUUGGUGUGAAUUGCUAAGCAUUGAUCGUAUAAGUCGUAAUGACAACUUCUUUGCAUUGGGGGGCCAUUCUCUGUUGGUCAUUCGCUUGUUGGCACGUUUGAGAAAAAUCGGGCUGAACACCACCGUACGUGAGGUGUUUGAUGCUCCCACUCUGGCUAAGUUGGCAUCAACCUUUACGCACUACCAGACAGUGACUAUUCCGCCCAAUCUUAUUUCCACAAACAGCACAGAGAUUACUCCAGAAAUGUUACCUCUAAUUAAUCUUUCUCAGUCAGAAAUUGAUGCAAUUAUUGCACAGGUACCUGGCGGAGUAUCUAAUAUUCAAGAUAUUUAUGGAUUGGCUCCAUUACAGAACGGUAUGUUGUUCCAUCAUCUGAUGGCCGAAAAGGGCGACCCAUACUUGAUAGUGAGCCAAUUCAGUUUCGUUGACCGAACAUCACUUGUACGCUAUACAGACGCCGUGCAACGAGUAAUUGCUAGACACGAUAUUUUGCGUACUGCCUUUAUUAAUGAAGGUCUCAAUGAGCCUGCACAGGUCGUUUUGCGACAGGUUCCUUCAUUUGUCACCGAGGUUAAAUUGGAAGAUACCACUAAAUCACUAUUUGACCAGUUAAGGCAGCAAUUUAAUCCGCGUCAUUACCGAUUAGACUUGACACAAGCACCGCUAUUGCGUUUGAUGGCUACGCCAUCAUCUGACGGGAACUGGAUAGCAUUACAAUUGAUGCAUCAUAUAAUUGGUGACAAUAGUACACAGGAGCAACUACACAACGAAAUUUAUGCCAUACUUGACGGCGAGAGUGAUAAACUGAUGACCCCCAUUCCAUUCCGAGAAGCGGUUUCAUGUGCUCGCUUAGGAUUUGAGCCAGCUGCUCAUAAACGAAUCUUCAGUGAAAUGCUUGGCGAUAUUGAUGAGCCAACUUUGCCAUUUGGUUUGAGCCAUAGUGGCUGGGACGAGUCUGAUAUUUGUGAAGUGCAGCUGAAAUUGCCGAAAGAUUUGAUUGAUCAAUUACAACAGCAUGCAAGGAAUUUAUGGGUCAGUCUGUCUAGUUUGUGUCAUCUUGCCUGGGCACAAGUACUUUCUCGAGCGAGCGGACGCGAGGCAGUUGUUUUUGGGACCGUCCUCUUUGGCCGAUUACAUGAUGGAGAGGCGAAUAACAUUGCCUUAGGACCGAUGAUUAACACACUCCCACUGCGAUUAGAUAUUGAUGAGACGAGUGUCGUGACCGCAGUGCGCACUACCCAUGUUCGGUUGAGUACAUUGUUGGCACACGAACACGCACCGCUUGUGUUGGCACAACGUUGCAGUGGAAUUCCAACUGGCCUGCCUCUGUUCAGUGCACUGUUGAACUAUCGUCAUAAUCAGCCGACCAGCCAAUUCGAAACUUCAUUACCUGGAGUCACCUACUUAGGAAGUGAGGGAUUAACUAAUUAUCCGUUGACUAUAUCGCUAGAUGACAAUGAUGAUACUUUGACAUUGUCGGUCCAAGUGGUGUCAUCAAUGUCAGCGGCUCGAAUUUGUGCCUAUAUGAAACAAGCUCUGGAAUCAAUUUCCGAUACGCUUAUACAAACACCCCAACAACCAAUUCGAACAUUGACAGUGAUGCCACCAGAAGAACGCAUGUUGCUGCUGCAUCAAUGGAAUCAGAACACAGAUAAUUAUUCAAACUCCCACUGCCUUCACCAUUUAUUCGAGCAACAAGUAGAACGCAACGGGAAGGCUGUUGCUGUGGAAUGUGAAGGAGUGACUCUAACCUAUAGUGAACUCAAUGCCCAAGCCAACCAGCUAGCACAUUACCUGAUCGCAAAAGGAGUGAAACCAGAUGAUUGUAUUGCCCUUUGUAUCAAACGAAGUGUCAAAUCAAUCGUAGCCAUACUGGGUAUUCUAAAAUCAGGUGGCGCCUAUGUACCACUUGAUCCGGUCUACCCGAGUCAACGUCUGACCCAUAUCCUACAGGAUGCUAGCCCUACAUUUAUGUUGACCGACGCUACUGGCCGGAAAGCACUCGGAGACCAUCAAAUGCCUUCGAUUGACUUCGACAAACCAUUGCCUACCAAUUUGCCAAUCGAUGAUCCAGUCGCUACGAAAGUUGGAAUCACUCCAAACCAUCUAGCCUAUGUCGUUUACACCUCUGGAUCAACAGGAACUCCGAAAGGAGUAAUGGUUGAACAUAGAAAUGCAAUAAAUUGCAUUUACUGGAUCAACGAGGCAUUUACAGCUGACGAUUUCGAGCAUACUUCGUUUUCAACCUCCGUGAAUUUUGAUAUAUCUCUAUAUGAAUGUUUCGCAUCACUGUCAUUAGGAACAACAUUACAUGUCAUACCAAAUGUGAUCGCACUGUCAAAAUACUCUAAAAUUUCUAUGAUCAGUACGAUACCUUCUGCCAUGGCAGCGAUACUCAAUGAUGAUUCCUUACCAAUGUCACUCCGUAAUCUCCAAUUGGCUGGCGAACCACUAAAAUCCAGCUUGAUCAAACGUAUUUUCUCACGAAUUUCACUCAACGAGCUAUGUAAUCUCUAUGGCCUGACAGAAACGUCAUUUUUCUCAACGUUGCAUAGGUUCAAACGAGAUGAUGAAGUAAUUGAAACGAUAGGGCGACCAAUUGCAAAUACUCAGAUAUAUCUUCUGGAUACACAUGGCGAGCCAGUACCAUUGGGAGCUGAGGGAGAAUUGUAUAUUGGUGGUGCUGGUGUGGCACGUGGCUACUUGAACCGACCUAAACUUACCGCGGAACGUUUUCUACCCGACCCAUUCAGUGACAAUUCAUCAGCACGCAUGUACCAAACUGGUGAUCGAGCGCGAUAUCUGCCUGAUGGUAAUUUGGUCUAUCUCGGGCGCAUCGACCAGCAAAUAAAGAUCCGCGGUUUCAGAAUUGAGCCUGGCGAAAUCGAAACUCACUUAGUCAAACAUCCGCAGGUGCAAGAGGCGGUCGUACAAUCUUAUGGCAAUGGAUCAGAUGCGUGUCUGGUAGCUUAUAUAGUGGCCGAUGCGGAUACAUCAAUAGCACAAGAUUUACGCACAUAUUUAUCGAAUCUACUACCUAAUUAUAUGGUACCAGCGGCUUACAUGUGUCUACCGUCCUUGCCGCUCACACUCAAUGGAAAGCUAGACCGUCGAGCACUACCGCCUCCAGAUGAUGAGGCGUUUGUUCGUCAGCAGUAUGAAGCUCCACAGGGUGAAAUGGAAGAAAAACUAGCAGAUAUCUGGCGUGAACUGCUGAGCAUUGAGAGUAUCAGCCGGCAUGACAACUUUUUCGAAUUGGGUGGCCACUCUCUGCUUGUGAUGAAGUUCGCUAACAAAGCUAAGCUCAGUGAUAUUCACAUUGAUGCUCGUGGUAUAUUCUCCUUUCCAAUACUCAAAGAUUUAUCCGAACAAAUAACUAACCGUUCCAACCGAUUGUAUUGUGAUGUCGCUAUACCAGCUCGUCAAUACGGGAGCGAAAAACCUCUCUUUUUGUUGCCAGAUGGUUAUGGAGAUAUUUCUUAUGCUUUCGAACUAGCCCAUGACAUAGAUAGAAAUAAUCCUAUUUAUGUUCUACCGUGGUCAUCGCCUGAGAAUGAACAGCCGUCAUGCAUCGAGGAAAUGGCCAAAGCAAUGAUUUAUCUUAUAAGGACUAUUCAGGCAAAUGGCCCUUAUACAAUUGCUGGAUACUCAGCUGGCGGUAUUCUAGCUUAUGAAAUAACAAAACAACUUCUAAAAUGUGGCUUUACUGUUUCAUUCUUGGGCCUUAUCGAUACAUAUGCACCCGUUGAAAAUACAAAUACGAAUACAAAUACCGAAACUGUGACGUUUUUGACAUCCUUACUCCACAAAUUUCCAGUUUUCAAAUCGAUGGAUAAUUUAAAAUGGUUAGCCCGUGUUAGAGAAUUGACUCUCAAUGAAGCAGUUGACGAGAUGAAGAAGAUGAAUACAGAUUUUAAAAAUAUAGAUUUUGAAUGGGAGGCAUCGCUAGCGAAACAGCAACACAAUUAUCAAAAGCUAUGUGCAUCAGUCCAAGUCGAUGUACUACCUAUUAAGACCUAUCUAUUCAGGGCAGUAGAUUUGCAUUCGUUGUUUCCGUUUACUGCACACUUGGAUAACGUUUAUAAGAAAAUUGUGGAUGAUUCUAGGAAAUGUUUCAACUCUCCGAUGCUCGGAUGGGAAAAUUAUAAUCUUUCAACCAAUUUUGAUGUUAUUGCUGUAGACGGUGAUCAUUUUACAAUGAUAAAAAAUCCAAAUAAUAGAUCUUUGCUAGGAAAAAAGAUAAGCAAACUGUUACAGUCAAGGUCGAAAUCACUGAAACGUAAUUCAUAUUAGUAAAUCGCAAUUGCCCUAAGUUGAUAGAAUGAACUUAUUUCCGUGGAAAGGGAGGGAAAUCGAUAUGGAUAGAUAUAGUUAUCAUUUUGAGGACAUACAAUGAAUGAAUUUAAGUGUAAUUCUGUCAGUUAUCUUUAAUAAUAAUGCAAAUAAAGAAUGUUUUAAUUAAAAUAUU
Messenger RNA from Sitodiplosis mosellana (orange wheat blossom midge), 4897 nucleotides. RefSeq lists its product as uncharacterized. The record is from RefSeq and is a predicted model, not a curated record. Gene Ontology annotation, molecular function: phosphopantetheine binding; catalytic activity. Bases 1 to 4722 code for a protein of 1573 amino acids. Gene Ontology annotation, biological process: secondary metabolite biosynthetic process; amino acid activation for nonribosomal peptide biosynthetic process. Lineage: Eukaryota; Metazoa; Arthropoda; Insecta; Diptera; Cecidomyiidae. The transcript has a single exon. Gene Ontology annotation, cellular component: cytoplasm.